CUGUCUCAUGCUUCAACCCCUUCUUACCCCUUUCCACUAUAUAUAAAUCUCCAAGCACUCUUCUUCUCCCUCUCAAAACAACACAACACGUAUCCUAACACCACUUCUACUAAAUACACCUAUUUAACAACUUCUCUCUCUUCUCAUGACGAGCUUAGUCAGCUCAACAACUAUGGCUAUCACCAUGGACAUGGACAUGGACAUGGACCUUGACUUCUCCGGAUACAGCACCAUCACCAGCACCCCAACUUCCGACGAUGACUACGGUUGCAACUGGAACCACUGGUCCCCCGUCGUCAACUGGGACGCCAUCACCGGAGGCCAAGACGAUUUCCACAACCUAAUCGAUUCCAUGAUGGACGUCGACGGAGUGACGCUCAGCCCCGAUUACGGCGCCAGCAACUCCGUCUCCACCACCGAGGAGGACGAGGACGUCGAGGUGGAACCACCACCACAACCAGCAGCAGUCGCCGGCGACGAUUUCAAGGGCCUGAGGCUCGUGCACCUCCUGAUGGCCGCGGCGGAGGCUCUCACCGGCGCAAACAAGAGCCGCGACCUGGCUCGAGUGAUAUUGGUUCGGCUCAAGGAGUUGGUGUCCCAAGCCCACACCCACGGCACCAACAUGGAGAGACUCGCGGCGUAUUUCACGGACGCGCUACAGAGUCUGCUAGAAGGCGCAGGGGGUGCGCACAAUAACCACCACCACCACAACAAACAUUACCUCACGUGCGGGCCCCACCAUCGCGACGAGCAUCAACAAAACGACAUGCUCGCAGCGUUCCAACUGCUUCAGGACGUGUCACCUUAUGUCAAGUUCGGUCACUUCACCGCUAACCAGGCCAUCCUUGAGGCCGUGGUCCACGAGCGUCGCGUCCACAUCGUAGACUAUGACAUCAUGGAAGGGGUCCAAUGGGCCUCCCUUAUACAGGCCCUCGCCUCAGACAAAAACGGCCCAUCGGGCCCACAUCUCCGCAUCACCGCAUUGUCGCGAACCGGCACCGGACGGAGAUCCAUCGCCACCGUGCAAGAGACCGGGCGCCGGUUGACGGCGUUCGCUGCCUCCUUGAACCAGCCGUUUUCGUUUCACCACUGCAGGUUGGACUCCGACGAAACGUUUCGUCCCUCCGCGCUGAAGCUUGUUCGAGGAGAGGCCUUGGUGUUCAACUGCAUGCUGAACCUGCCGCACCUGAGCUACCGGUCGCCAGAUUCGGUUGCGUCGUUCCUUGACGGAGCGAAGGCGUUGAGACCGAGGCUGGUGACGCUGGUGGAGGAGGAGAUGGUGCCGGUUGUUGGUGGUGACGUGGGAUUCGUGGUUCGGUUCAUGGAGUCGCUCCACCAUUACUCGGCGGUGUUUGAUUCGUUGGAGGGUGGGUUUCCGAUGCAGAGCCGGGCCAGGACAUUGGUGGAGCGGGUGUUCCUUGGGCCCAGGAUAGCGGGCUCGUUGGGCCGGAUAUACAGAACGGGUGGAGGGGAGGAGAGAGGGUCGUGGGGGGAGUGGUUGGGUGCGGCGGGGUUCAAGGGAGUUCCUAUAAGCUUCGCGAAUCAAAGUCAAGCGAGGCUGUUGAUGGGUCUUUUCAACCAUGGGUAUGGGGUGGAGCAGUUGAAUGCUAAUAAAUUGGUGUUGGAUUGGAAAUCAAAGCGUUUGCUUUCUGCCUCCCUUUGGACUUGUAGUUCUUCCCAAUCGGAUUUGUAGGUAGCUAAAUUAUUCUUAUCAUGUGCCCUCUCAAAUUCGUUUAAUUUCUUGACCCUCCAAAAAAGGAAACAAAGAAAUGUUUUGGUUAUUUUCCAUUUAUGGUAGUUUCAGUUUCAGGAUCUUUGCUAACGAGAGUGUGACUAGUCCCCUAAGAGAAGAAGACCUGAGUCCUAAUUGUCUUCUUUCUCACAUCUGUGAUUAUUUUCUUGGUUCAUGAA
Gastrolobium bilobum is the source of this 1911-nucleotide messenger RNA. Its product is annotated as protein NODULATION SIGNALING PATHWAY 2-like. Gene Ontology annotation, biological process: regulation of DNA-templated transcription. The record is from RefSeq and is a predicted model, not a curated record. Lineage: Eukaryota; Viridiplantae; Streptophyta; Magnoliopsida; Fabales; Fabaceae. The transcript has a single exon. Gene Ontology annotation, cellular component: nucleus. Bases 146 to 1693 code for a protein of 515 amino acids. Gene Ontology annotation, molecular function: sequence-specific DNA binding; DNA-binding transcription factor activity.